AUGGGAACUGGGUUACACAAGGAGGGCGGGAACUCCUUUAGCUGGGUGCUGUACGCCACGCUGGGCCAGCUGCUGGCUGAGCAGUGCGGGGGUUACCGGCCUUGGCUCUGGGUCGGCCACCCGACUACCACGCAACCUGCCCUGGGCACACUGGACUUCAGCCUGCUGUACGACCAGGAGAACAACGCCCUCCACUGCACCAUCAGCAAGGCCAAGGGCCUGAAGCCGAUGGACCACAAUGGGCUUGCAGACCCCUACGUCAAACUGCACCUGCUGCCGGGAGCCAGUAAGGCAAAUAAACUCCGAACAAAAACUCUCCGUAACACUCUGAACCCCACCUGGAAUGAGACCCUCACUUACUAUGGGAUCACAGACGAAGACAUGAUCCGCAAGACCCUGCGGAUCUCCGUGUGCGACGAGGAUAAGUUCCGCCACAACGAGUUCAUCGGGGAGACGCGGGUGCCCCUGAAGAAGCUGAAGCCCAACCACACCAAGACGUUCAGCAUCUGCCUGGAGAAGCAGCUGCCGGUGGACAAGACGGAAGACAAGUCCCUGGAGGAGCGUGGCCGCAUCCUCAUCUCCCUCAAGUACAGCUCGCAGAAGCAGGGCCUGCUGGUGGGCAUCGUGCGGUGCGCACACCUGGCCGCCAUGGACGCCAACGGCUACUCGGACCCCUACGUGAAAACAUACCUGAAGCCAGAUGUGGACAAGAAAUCCAAACACAAGACGGCAGUGAAGAAGAAAACCCUGAACCCAGAGUUCAAUGAGGAGUUCUGUUACGAGAUUAAGCACGGCGACCUGGCCAAGAAGACCCUGGAGAUCACCGUGUGGGAUUACGACAUCGGGAAAUCCAACGACUUCAUCGGCGGCGUGGUUCUGGGCAUCAACGCCAAGGGCGAGCGCCUGAAGCACUGGUUCGACUGCCUGAAGAACAAGGACAGGCGCAUCGAGCGCUGGCACACGCUCACCAACGAGCUCCCGGGGGCCGUGCUCAGCGACUGACGCCCACCGCCAACGCCCACCCUGCCCUCCCCUGGGCUUCCUCAGCUGCCACCAAGGGCCACAGCCCCCAUGUUGGGGAGAUCACGACACCUCCUGGGACACAGCCGCUGCAGCCCCUGCUUGGAGGACACGGGAGCCCAGCACUUGGGACAGGGAGGGCAGAGAACUGGGCCCCCAAGGGGAAGGAGAAGACCUCGGCCUCAGCUCCCUCCUGGGGGAAGAGCUUGGGGCUACCUGGGGCAAGGACCCACCCUGAGGUCAGCGGCAAGGCACAGGCUGAGAGAAUAGGAGUGCCCUGGCAGGGCCCUGGCAGUGGAAUCGUGACCAGGCGAGGACAGGACUCCAGAGAACCUUUACUCCCAGGUGAAGCCCACGGGCGGUUCUGGACACACCCGCCAUCUCUGGCGUCACUGGGCAGGUGGGAAGAGGUGGGCUUAGCAGCUGAGGCUGAAGUUCCUGGAGGUGCCAGUGAACACAGGCGAGUCGGCCAGUGCUUCCCUCAAUGAUUCCACAAACCCUGGGGGUGCACGAAACCCAGGCCUGCCCUCAGGGAGCUGGAAACUCACAACUGCAGGUGCAAAGCACCCAGAUCAACCCGGCCGGCCUGCAGGUGCAGUGGGUGUGCUGGCUCUGCCAGUGGGGAGGUCAGGAAGGCUUCCUGGAGGUGGUGCUCCAAUGUGGCCUUGAAGAGGGGUGAGUGGAGGUUUCUAGACAGGCGGAGGGGGAAGGAGCCCGGGCAGUGGGAGUGCUCUGCUAAGGCUUGGAGGGGACAGAAAGAGGCUGGACCAAGGAACUGUGAGGGACCCCCACUGCCCCAUGCAAAGUGCAAGGUCAUUCAGACAGGAGUGGGGCUCUGGUGGGGGGCGGGAGUAGAAGCACCACAAGGAACUGAUGAUGGUGAGGAGUCAAGGUCCCCCUGGACCCAGAUCUUCUGCCUAGAUCUUCCUCUUCCGAGGGACCUCGAAGCUGGGCCCUGCCCCCUUGUUCUGCGUCGGGUCACCUGCAGUGGAGGAGAGGUCCCUUAACAUGAAAGAAAGCAAACGUUCCUCCUGUCCCCCUCUCCUUAGUCCCCUCCCCGUGGGCUUGGGGGGCGUACUGAGGGUCUCUGAGUCGCUACCCAUAGCAUCUUGGCCUCAGCAUGGCCAUGGAUGUCCCUUUCGGGAGUACGUGGCAGCCCAGGGCUUGGUUUCUGGGGGAGCCUAUCCGUGCUCUGCGGGGGUCCAGCUCUCCGGGAAAAGGUUGCAAGCACCGAAUCUUCACAGGAAGUGAAGCCUGGCUUCCCGGCCUCCAGGGGGCCUUUGGGACCCUGGAUGGACAAAUGCAGACCCAAGGGGUUUCAAAGGCAGCAAGCCUCACUCUGUUCAGCCUUCCUCUGUUCAGCCAGAACCAGGACCCCAUGGCUCCUCCCAGCCCCCCAGCCCAGAGCUCUGGACUCUGCAGAGGAAGCGGGUGCUGGGCUCCCACGUGAGAGGGCUCACCCUGCCUGCUGCCCACCCAUGCCAACACCAGCAGCAAGGUUUGCAGGGGCCAAGCACAUCACCGUCUGAGGCCAGGGUGACAGUUCAAAUCCCACCAAGUGCCGGCGGCCAUGACCCAGUGUGCAGGGGAGCAGGACUCAGCGCCCCUGAAGUACCUGGCCACCUCUGUUGCUCGUGCAGCCUCAGUCCCCAUCUUAGGAGCGCUCUGUGUCAUGCCGAGGGUUAGUGCAUACCGCGUGGCUGGGGUCAGUACGCGCCGUCCCUUCCCUCCAGGCUGCUGGGGACUCAGAGAACAUGGGGAGAGAGGCCCUGCGUGAUGGGGACGUGUCUUGUCACCGUCCUGCCACCUUGUCCUUUAGCUGGCUCUGGAACCAUGUGUCCCACUUACGGCUUUCCCAGAGGUGCCCACACCCUGGCCCUGGCUCUCAGCCACCCUCUGGGCCUGUGAGCCGGGGGUCGGGGCAGAGUAAAGGCACUGUUUUUCUCCACAGCUAGUACGGGAAGCCCUGGGGGCUGAAGUAGGAGUGGCCAUUAAGACCCAGGGUCUCGGGAAGUUCUGGGUGUCUUAGCUUGCUUUCCCUGGGCCUCAUUCAGAGAAGAGCCUUGACAGCCUCUCUGUGAAGACAAGUGCUGAAUGGCAGAGCCAGCAGAGGCCUGAGCCCACCUAGUACGACUUCCUCAUUAGACACGUGGGGAAACAGGUCCAGUGAGUGGAAGGAGCCCACUGGGACACACAGCACUGCUGGCACCGCGUCAAGGGCCCUCUGUGCCCCAGGCUCAGGCUGUGUCAGGUUGAGCGGGGUCCUGAAAGAUGGUCCCGCCUGACCCAGGGACAGGACAGCCUGGGGGCCGCGCUUCUGGCCAGCCGGCCCAGAAGCAGGGUGGGGUGCGGGGGCGGGUCCAGGGAGUGACAGGCCUGCACCAGGAGCCUGGCACUUUUAGGACCUCGCGCAGAUUGAUUCACUCAUAAAGGCGCUUUGAAAAGUUGCAGAAUCCACUCUGCCUGUGACCUCUAACGGGCACCUUUCUUCUGGUCUAUCAGCUCCUCAAAGGGGAAAUCUGAUGCCAAAAACAAUGUGAUUCCAAAGUCAGGCGUCAGGAGCCAGGGGGACGCCGGAUGCACUGCAUCCUCCUCCAGCCCUGGUCUCCGCCCCGCCCGCCGCCACCACUAGCCAGUCCCCGACGGGCCCGUCUUCCAAACCUGGAGCGGUAACUUCCUGACCUCUAGUGGCGAGAGCGAGGAACUGCACCCCGGGCCGUGCAUGUGCUGCCCUUUGUUUCCGAACCGAGCGAAGCUCCCGAUGCAUGGUCUCUGGCUGUCGGCGACGCAGACCUUUGUGCACUGCUUAACACCGUUUUUGCUGCCAGGUGACGGCUGCAGAAACCGUCCUCACACUGCAGCCCCACAACACAAUUUUUGUACUUUCGUCUGACAUACCCAAAGGUGUCCUUUUUAUGUCUUAUUUGUUAACAUUUAUAAUGACAUAUAAUCCAAAGUAAAUGGAAGCAUCAUAUUGAGA
Molecule: messenger RNA, 4000 nt
Organism: Tupaia belangeri chinensis (Chinese tree shrew)
Lineage: Eukaryota; Metazoa; Chordata; Mammalia; Scandentia; Tupaiidae
Gene: DOC2B
Product: double C2 domain beta
Exons: 10
Coding region: 1-1002 (333 amino acids)
Biological process (GO): exocytosis; spontaneous neurotransmitter secretion; regulation of calcium ion-dependent exocytosis
Cellular component (GO): synapse; membrane
Source: RefSeq, a predicted model, not a curated record